AUGAGAUUCACACGAAGUAGUAAUACUCAUUCUUCUUCGUCAAAUCGACAUGUUACAUUCCCUGACGCAUUUUGGCAAUGGUAUACAGACAGUUACAUAAAAAAUGAUAGAGACACACUAACAAAGCAUACCCCUUACAAUGAUACCAAAUACUCCGAGAAAUCAUCGGCAGUCACCACUGUCCAGAAAUACUUUGAGCAUUUGAAAUUACCAAUCCCAUCAUCUUAUCAAGUCAUAGCAUCUUUAAAAUCACCAUUCACUCAAGGAGAUCAAAUCAAGACAGUGCAUUUAAUACGAUUUGUCCAGUUGAGUACUCAAGGUUUAUUCUUGACCAAUUCAAGUUUAGAUAAAUUAGGUGGGGUAAUCAGAUUUGCAGGCGCCGAGAAUUGGGAUAAUGUAAUGUGUUAUCUAGAUGCACUUUUAUUCUCCAUGUUUGCUAAUUUAGAAAGUUUUGAACCAAUAUUGUUUAUACCAAAUGCAGCAAAUUCAGAAGUUGAGAGAUUACUGGCAUUAUUGAGAUUAUAUGUGAGUUUAAUCAGAUCAGGAAAUUUGAUAACAACAGAUAUAACUAUACGAUUAUGUGAAUCAUUACAAAAAUUAGGAUUUAAGGAAGCAAUGAGUCAUAAACAACAAGAUUCAGCUGCAUUAUUUGAAUUCUUGACUGAAACUUUAAGUAUGCCAUUAUUGACUUUUAAGAUUGAUAUUCAACAUGGCGGAAAAUAUAAUAAGAAUGAUGAUGAGAAGUUUUCAAGAGAAAGAAUUUUAUUCGUAAGUAUCCCAGAUGAAGAAGUCCCAAGUAUCGAAAUCAAUAAUACUGAAUCUAUGGAAGAAGCAAAUUCAGGUGCAACUACAAUGCAAGCAAAUAACCUGAAGAAUAGUGAUACAACCAGCAUACAAAAAAUCAACAGUGAGAAUACCAGCAAGAGCGAUACCUCCUCCCAUGAUGUUAAUAAUAAUGAAAUGAAUCGUACCGAGAAUGCCAGUAUGCGUACCUUAAAGAGUGAAAAAAUGAAUUCAGAACAGUCAACUGGCUCUCAACAACCUGGCAAACCUGGCAACUCUUCCUCCCAGAAUAGUACCAAUACACAAAAGAGUUCCGAUAUGAAUAGUUCCAGCGAUGUCGAAGAUCUGAUUUUAUUAGAAGAAUGUCUUGAACAUUAUUUCAACAAUUCCAUCAGUGUCGAAAGAGAAUUAGAAAGAAGAGCAUCACUUAUGUCAAUCAAAGCUACCGGAGGAGGUGGCGAUAUGGGAACUUAUACCAUUCCUGAAGAUCCAUCAUAUACUUCAUCCGGAAUAGAUUCCGAUUUCCAUAAACUACAUCAAGAGCAUGUCGAAAAUGUUGAAGAACAAGCCAGCUUAACUCAUAGAAACAGCGGCAGUAUUAAAGACGAUGGAGUCAGAGUUACUUCGCGUACACGUUCCUCCACAUUAUCAAUCUGGUCACUCAACGAAACCGAUAGAAAUACAGGAAAGCCACGAGAAGUUAGUUUACCAGCCUGGAUGUUUUUGAGAUUAUUACCAUUUUAUACAGAUGAUAAUGUCAUGAGUCCAGGUCUGGAAAGCGUCGCCAAGAAUUCAAAAGAAUUUGCCACCAGAAGACCAAUAUUGCCACUUUGUCUCAAACGUUAUCAUUUUAGUAAUUCAACCGCUACGCGAUCUCAGAAACGUAUUAUCAUCCCCCCAGUCAUUAACCUUCCCAAAUUUGUUGCAGAUGAUAUAGAUGGAACACCGAGUUCAUACAAGCUUAUUCUCGAAAGUGCAAUUUGUCAUCGUGGGAAAACCAUUUCCCUGGGGCAUUUCGUUUCUGUCGUACGUAAGAAUACCGAAGAUAGUUUCGAAUGUGAAGAUGCGGCAUAUAAUGCCACUUGGUUCUUAUAUGAUGACAUGAAGAAACAUGCCAGAGUUGUCGAAAAGACGUUCAAAGAAAUUUUCAGCACUGAAUGGCCAUAUAUGUUAUUCUAUAGAUUGGUAUCCACGGAAGAUGAAGUUUUAGACAUUACGAAAAAUCCAUUUAGUGCACCAAAGGGAUCCAAAGGACCAUAUUGGACAGAAGAUUCAUUAUCCCCAAUUCCAUCGGUUAGUAAAACUCCAAGUUUAAUUUCUGAAGAGACGCGUUCUUUAAUAAAACUUAAUAGUGCACCAACUUCAAUGUCCAGUAUACAAUUCCCUGACGUUUUACCCACGGAUCCUAGAUUUGUUGAUAUUAGAAAUAAGUAUUAUUGGUACGUUACAGAUGAAGAAAAGAAUUAUUUCAAAGAAGAACCAAGUGUUUCCAAGAGUGGAUCAAGAUAUGCCAGUGUGAGUUUAAGUCCUCAACAUAGACGAAAUAGUCAAUGGAGUAAUUCUAGUAGUAAUUUACAAUUAUCUGCCCUUGAUUUACUGGAUCCUAAGAGAAAAGCUUCUUCAGCCAUCUCAGAAAAGAAACAACAGAAUAAGAAAAGUUCUGAACAGCAGGACCUGACAGAACAACAGCAACAACAAGCGCAAGCUCAGAAGGACCAUUUAAAUUCUCCAUCUGAGGAUUCUAUUUGGAGAAGGGCGAUUAAGAUUGCAUCUCCAAGUACGAAAUUAGAUUCAACUGAAUCAUUUGGUGAGAUUCAAAAACUGGAAUCACUCAUUCCUAGUGUAUCCCAUGGAGAAGCGACACCAUCUCAUCAAGAGGCACAUCAUUCAUCACAUAAGUCGCAUCAUUUUUAUCAUAGGUAUAGAAAGAAGACGGACGCUUAUCAGGAGAAAAAUUGCACGAUUAUGUAG
This is a messenger RNA of Hemisphaericaspora subhashii, 2754 nucleotides long. RefSeq lists its product as uncharacterized. The transcript has a single exon. The record is from RefSeq and is a predicted model, not a curated record. Bases 1 to 2754 code for a protein of 917 amino acids. NCBI's taxonomy places the organism in Eukaryota, Fungi, Ascomycota, Pichiomycetes, Serinales, Debaryomycetaceae.